CCUCCAGAAAGGGUCAGAGAAGGAGGUUAGGUGAGCCCAGCAGUGUACGUGGAUGCCUAGUCUAUAUGGGUCCAGCAGGGUUACGGGAGUGGGUCUCAGAGGAAGGGGAGGGGUCAUGGGGUGGAGAGGAAGGAGACUGAGGGUCCCAGGAGGAGCCCAGUGGCAUUGGGUCCCCUUCCAUUGUCUGAAGACUCCUAACAGCUGAAGACAUCUUCUUGGAGAACUUCGGUAAUAAUGGUUGGCGGGUCAAGACCUACCUGUGCUACAGGGAGGCUCCCUUCUUGUAUCCGUCCCUCUCUCUCUGCCCCCAUCCAUUCACGCUCAGAUCACCAGCACGGUCCAACCUUGGAAAGUGAGCACAGCUGUUGAGACAGUGGACGGAGACCUAUAUACAUUAUGAGGAGUGUCUAACCCAUAGUAAGCAUUCUAAAGUUGUUUGCUGCUUUCUGUUACUAGAAAUCAGUCUCUGAAAAUAGGAUUACACAUCAUCUUGCAAAAGUUGUAUAAGACUCAUUGACUAAAAACUACAAAACAUCCUGAAAGGAAAGCAAAGAAGGACCUAAGUAAGCGGAAAGGUAUUCAGGCUCAUGGACUGGAAGGCUAGAUUCCAUGCAGUUCUAAUCACAUUCUCAGGACGAUGCUGCCAAGCCAGACUACGUUUCCCAGCAUGCCCUUUCCAGUAGAUCUGGGUUAGGGUGGGCCAAGGAGAGAUUAUUCUGGUCAAUUGAGAGGGAGGAAGUGAAGCAGCAGCCUUUUCUAGAAUGUUCACAUGCUGAGCAGCUGACUUCGCUCACAUCCUUGGUGUGAAGUCGCAAUUUGGGGAACUUCCCCCACAUCCUCCUUGAGUUUCAGCAACACCAGAGCCAGGUGUGUGUCCUUAAAAGGUGGUGAAGGGCCCCAGCAGGACACCCAGACCACUAAGUCAGAGGCAAGAACAACUGCUUGGGUUUUUGUGCAGCCUCGCCUGCUGCACAGCCCACACUUGCAGGUUCCAGCUCGUUCUUGCUCUCCCACGUCUUACAUCUGCCACCCCUUCCCAGCUGCUUGUCUCGAGGGCUUCAGGCUGCAGCAUCAGACAUGAAGACACCUUACAGAGGCUGUGUCAGCAGCCCCCACAGUGGUGUGAAGUCAGAGUCCCACAAGAAACCUUUAGAUGUGCCAUGUGGUCCAGCAACCCCAUCCCGGGGAUACAUCCAGAGGAAAUGAGGUCAGUACCUUGAAGAGCUGUCUGCACCCCCUGUGGCCACUGCAGCGUUAGUCACAACAGCCAAGACGUGGAAACAACCUGUGGAUCCAACCAGCCACAGAUGAGGGGAUAAAUGCAGGCUACAUAUGCAAUGGAAUAUCAUUCAACCAUCAAAUAGUUGCCAUUUGUGACAACAGGAAAGGACCUUGAGGGCACUGUACAAAGUGAUAAGACAGACAGAGAAAAACAGGUGUUUAUGGUAUCAUAUAACUUAUAUGUGGAAUAAGAAAAAAAGGCAGAGUCACAGAAACAGAGUGGAAUGGCGGUUGUCAGAGCAGGGGGAUGGUUCCGAGAUGAGAUGCUGUCCAGUGAUGAGCAGCAGCAUGUCCCCUGCUUUGUAUCCUGGAGGCCCUGCUCCAGCUGUGCAGAGCGGGUGGCCCAGUUCCUGCAGCAGCACAGGGCCUUCGCCGCCUGCCUCUUCGCCGCCCGCCUCUCCUACUUCUGGGACCCGGCUACCUGGCAGGGGCUUCGCAGGCUGUGUGGCGAGGGGGCCCCGGUGGACAUCAUGUCCCUGCAAAGAGUGGGAGGGCCCAGGAGGCUCUGGAGACAGAGGCUCCCGGGGCAGGACCUGACUGCUCUCCCCUCUUUAUCUGAUCUUGAAUACUGCUGGGACCACUUUGUGUACAACCAAAGAAUGCCCUUCCUACCGUAGAGGAACCUGGAUCGGAAUUAUAAUUUCCUGGUCACAGAGCUUGAGGAAAUCAGGUGAGGGCCUCCUCAGCCUCCUCCUGCCCUCCUGGGGCCUCAGGCCCGGCCUCCUCUUCCUCCUGCUCCUCCUGCCUCCUCCCCUCAGGGUCUCCGCUCCCCCACCUGCUUCCUCCCGUCUCACCACACUAACCAAACCUUGUUAUUAGGCAACAUGUACACGGGCAUGAAUAGCUAUGAGUGUGAAAGUCAGAUUGUUAGGCUGGAGGAAGGAAAAACAAGGACAUGCAAACAGAACAGAGAGAAACCAUAGGGGGAGAAGAGACCAGACCCCCAAGGUCUGUGCCUUAUAUGGAAAGGGGACAGCUCUCCCUGAAUUCCAUCCUUCUGAUGUGCCAACUAAGAC
Messenger RNA from Manis javanica (Malayan pangolin), 2297 nucleotides. The record is from RefSeq and is a predicted model, not a curated record. Lineage: Eukaryota; Metazoa; Chordata; Mammalia; Pholidota; Manidae.